This is a messenger RNA of Cucumis sativus (cucumber), 1461 nucleotides long. RefSeq names its product cell number regulator 5. The record is from RefSeq and is a predicted model, not a curated record. Bases 177 to 929 code for a protein of 250 amino acids. Lineage: Eukaryota; Viridiplantae; Streptophyta; Magnoliopsida; Cucurbitales; Cucurbitaceae. The transcript has 5 exons.
GCAAUUAAUAGUAACGCAACUCUAUAAUUAUAUUGCUCUUCAUCAAUCCUCACCCAUUCUUUUAUUGCUGUUUUUUCUUUUUUAUCCUUCCUUACCCAACCCCACCACCACCACCACCACCACCACAUCCCCUCUAAUAAAAACCCUAAUCUUUCUUCCUUUUUUCCUUUCUAACAAUGGCGGAUUCGGUGGACAAGCACGACAGGGUGGUUGUUGGGAAUGCCUUUCUUGCUCCUGAGGAAGAUAAGCUUCUCGAUGGAGUUACAUUAUUGGAUUUCGAUAUGUUGUGUUCUACCGUCGCGAUGCAGACCCAGGGGAAAUGGCCCAACUUGGACACUACUCAAGAUCCUGCUACGGCUCCUGAAUUUGGUGGAGUUUUUAGGAUGUGGGAAGGUGAACUACUUGAUUGCUACGAUGACCGCCGUAUCGCUAUCGAAUCGGCAUGCUGUCCGUGUCACAGAUUUGGGAAGAAUAUGGGAAGGGCUGGUUUUGGCUCUUGUUUUCUUCAGGGAACGGUUUAUUUAGCUCUUGCUCUUGGUGCCCUGUGCAACUUCAUUGCAUUUCUGGUCACUAAACACCAUUACUUUUUAUAUUCGGCAAUUGCUUUCACCAUUUCAACAGUUACAUAUUUGGGGUUCUUCCGCACCCAGAUGAGAAGGAAAUUCAAUAUAAGGGGAGGAGAUAAUUCCUUGGACGAUUGCAUCUACCACCUUAUCUGCCCCUGCUGUGCCUUAUCUCAGGAAUCACGAACGCUGGAAAUGAAUAACGUUCAAGAUGGCACAUGGCAUGGUCGGGGUGACACAAUAUGUAUUGGUAGUUAUGGUGAUGCCAGUCGAUUUGUGGAGCUAAACCCACCUCUUCCUGUCUCAACCAAAUUGCCUGAAGCCUGUGGCACUCUAAAGGAUGUGGCGAAUCAAAAUCACUCUUGAAUUUGUGCGUGCAUGUAGCAAAACCUCGGUAGCUCUGCCUACCACGUGCUUUCGAGAUUCUUCAUCUGAUUUAUACCAAAGGUAACCGGGACACUGUCAUGUUUCAGCAACUGUGCCUUCAAGUGAUGAAGGCCAAAAUUGGAGUUGCUGCUUUACGCUUGGGGUGUUACCUCCUACAAUUGGUUAGGCUACUUUGAUGCAAUGGAGAUGUGGUUUUGGAGGUUUGGGGGGGGGGGGGGGGGGGGGGGGGGGGGUUGAAAAUGACUUCUUUCUUGGAUGAAGAUUCUCUUUUAUUUUUUUUCUUAUUCUUUCUUAUUAAUCUUAUGUUAUUCUACCACUGUAAAACACCCAUGAUAGCGUGUUCAGGUCGUUAAAACAUCACUUGCAAACUUGUAAAUACCAUACCAAAAUUUAAUGUAUCAACUAGAUGAGUGCAGCUCUUGAACCUGGCUGUUUCUAUAAUGUUUUCUUCUUAGAAUCAUUGAAAGUCCAGAAUUCCUUGUGAAGGAAAUGAAACGGAAAUUUCCGAUUA